GCUCGCUUAUGCACUGUGAUGGACCAUGGCGGGGCUCUACCCUCCCAAUACUCACAAUUUGUACCUACUUCGUUGAACAAACCUCCCCUAUCAAACCCUACACCGGAUGCUUCCAAAUCGUCGUCCGAUGUUCUCAUUUGCGGCUUUAAUCUUUCACUGCUUCCUCGUAAUACCAUGUUUGUGGUUUGCGUAUUGGGCAUUUUUGUCACCUACAUCAUGUACGGCGCAUUGCAAGAAGCCAUAUUCCGUUCCUCCGAUAUGAAGGAACACAGCAACUUCCUUACCCUAAUUCAAUUCACAAUUUACUCAUUGCUUGCUUUUUCCGAACUGCGUCACCAAAGGAUCUCCAUCCGCACCUCCAGAUCGAGGGCCGCACUCGGUUUCUAUUGCCUGAUGGCAUUACUCACAUUGGGAACUAUCGCGUUCUCAAACGCGUCUGUCUCCUAUCUCAACUACCCCACUCAGGUUAUCUUCAAAUGCUGCAAACUGAUACCCGUAAUGAUUGGGGGUCUGAUUAUUCAGCGCAAGGGAUAUAACGUCUUGGAGGUUUCGGCUGUUUUUCUAAUGACCGCUGGACUGGUGUCUUUCACAAUGGUUGACGUCGCCGUUCAACCUUUUUUCACAGCAUGGGGCGUAGUCCUCAUCUCCAUGGCUCUUUGCUGUGAUGGAGCUUUGGGCAACUUUCAGGAGUUAACGAUGCGCAAAUUUAAGUGCUCAAACACGGAGAUUCUGCCAUUCGCUCAUGCUUCGCACUCCAGUGGGGUAUUGUGUGCUACAUAUCCGUAUUACUCAUUCAAAAUGGCGGUAUCGCGAUAG
Molecule: messenger RNA, 816 nt
Organism: Dicrocoelium dendriticum
Lineage: Eukaryota; Metazoa; Platyhelminthes; Trematoda; Plagiorchiida; Dicrocoeliidae
Source: the annotation of a GenBank genome assembly